CACAACUUCAGAGACUCCUCCCGUUUCUACACAGAAAACAGGAAGAAGUGACGAGAAGUCAGCACCUAAAACGGCUUCGCGGGAAUGUAUUGGAAAACAAAAUAAAGUAAGAUAAUCUAGUAAAUAGGGCUUUUGUUGAUGUGACAGGGAAUUUUGGGUAUGUUUAUUAAAAGCUCCUGGAACCACAAGUACUGAUCCUGAGCUCUGGCUGAGAAAAUAAGAGUGAAUCUGUGAAAGUGAAAGUAAGUCAGCUGUCCGAUCCGAAUGGCGGCCAACGUGUCACCGUCUGAGGAGGACUGCACCUGCCCGGUGUGCUGUGCCAUCUUCAAGGAUCCUCUGGUCUUGUUGUGCGGUCACAGCUUCUGUCAGCACUGUCUUCAGGAGUGGUGGAGACUGAGCGCACUCCAGACAUGCCCGGUCUGUAAGGAAAUAUUUCCAAUGGCUCAGCCUCCACGUAACCUGGCACUGAGAAACCUGUCGGACACUUUGAGACAAGAGAAGAGUCAGAGACCUCAAUCUGAGGAGAUGUGCAGUCUGCACGGUGAAAAACUCAAGCUCUUCUGUCACCAUGAUCAACAGCUCAUCUGUGUGAUUUGUAGGGAUGCACAAAAACAUAAGAAACACAACUGCGCCCCCAUCAACGAAGCGGUAGCACCCUGUAGGGCUAAUCUGAAGCUUAAGGUGUUGCAUUUGAAAACCAAACUGGGGUUAUUUAAAGCACAAAAACUCACCUGUGAUAAAAUGGCCAGCCACAUUAAGCUCCAGGCUCAGCAGACGGAGAAGACAAUCAAAGAGGAGUUCCAGAAGCUUUACAAGUUCCUGCGAGCAGAGGAGGCUGCGAGGAUUGACGCGGUGAGAAACGAGGCCAGGCUCAAGAGUGAAGCGAUGAACAUCCGGAUGGUUAAUUUGACUGCAGAGAUCUCCUCGCUCACAGACAAAAUCAAAACCUUAGAGAGGGAGAUGAAAGCUGAGGACUUCUCAUUUAUGCUGAAUGUCAAAUCCACUAUGGAGCGCUCUCAAUGCAACCUGCCAAACCCAAAGACUCCAUCAGAAGCCCUGAUUGAUGAGGCCAAACAUCUGGGGAACCUGCAGUUUACAGUCUGGAAGAAGAUGAAGAACAUAAUCCAAUACACUCCUGUGACUCUGGACCCCAACACUGGCUGCUCAGGGUUUACUAUAUCAGAACACAUGACACGUUCAACAAUAAGCGAUAAGAGUCAGACGCUUCCUGCAAACCCAGAAAGGCAAUACAAUAUGAUUCUUGGCUCUGAAGGCUUUAGCUCUGGAAAACACAGCUGGGACGUGGUGGUGGGGGGACCUUUUUGGGCUGUUGGUGUGGCUGCAAAAACGCCAAGUAAAGUACCAAAGACCCAUCCCAACAUCUGGGCCAUCUACAGGUGUAGUUGCACUGACAUUUUGCGUGAACUUACUCCAGAAAAUUAUGUGAAAGAAGUAGGCCUACCUAUACAUUCAUUUCCCCAAAAGGUCAGAGUGCAGCUGGAUUAUGACCAUGGAAUACUUUCAUUUUUUGACCUUGAUAGGAAAACACCUGUACACACGAUCAAACGCACUUUCAAAGAAAUGGUCUUUCCAUAUUUUCGUGAGAAUGCAAAAAUCCUGCCAGCUGAAUUGUCAGUGAGGAUUAGACCAUCCAAAUAAACAUCUCGCUGUACUACAGAGUGCCAACAACAAUUUAUAACUGUACAUGUUUCUAUAAACAGUUUAAAAUUAAAUUGGUCCUUUUAAAUAUUUACGGUAGUUUAUAUUUCUCAGAUUUCAAUAUAGUUGGGUAAAUCUUGGUCUGUCUUUCUAACCCUAAUGUUCACAACACAGCUAUCAAUGUGCAGAAUAUUGAAGUUUAACAUAUAACAUGUAAUCUUUUGACAUGUCAGUGACCAAUGCUGCAGGCUUUUCUUAUUCUCUUUUUGGUGUAGUCCACCUUAAAGGAGCAUUCCACCAAUUGUACACCUUAAGUUCGGUUUAAUUGUCAUGAGGAGUACUACAAAGUGUAUGGAAAACAGAUGUAUAAUGUAUCUGUGGUUCUAAAAGUGUUUUCUAAAGUUAGCAAAAAGAAUUCUGAUGUCAUUCAGGUUAUCUCAGCUUGUGCUUUACUUUAAUCUGCAUUAACAAACUGGAGGGGUGGGGUUUGAAAGACAUUUUGAAGCCACAACGGUUCUAAUAAAAAAUGCUUUUGAAUUGUACUAUUGGAAAUGUAGGAUCCAAUGUUUUUGUUGGUCAAACCCAUAAUAGGGACGUAUAAAUUCACGUUUAGAGUUGAAUCAUAUAAGAAUGUUUUGCUCUGUUUUCGUAUGUUCUCAUGAUGUCUUCCAGUUUUGGGAAGUUCUUCCAUUUCGGAACUAAGGGUCUAAGGUUUGAGGGUGUACAGGUUGUAUUUGUGAACCGGGGCUAUAUAAAUGAAAAUAACUUAACCUGUACUGUGCUUUAACAUCAGUCAAAACGUAUAUCAAGUUAAAUGUAUUAUUUCAUUUCUAGAUAUCUCUCUGGUUCAUGUCUGUAAAUUUCAAAUGUUUUGCAAUGAA
Molecule: messenger RNA, 2540 nt
Organism: Etheostoma cragini (Arkansas darter)
Lineage: Eukaryota; Metazoa; Chordata; Actinopteri; Perciformes; Percidae
Product: zinc-binding protein A33-like
Exons: 6
Coding region: 265-1659 (464 amino acids)
Molecular function (GO): zinc ion binding
Source: RefSeq, a predicted model, not a curated record